Molecule: messenger RNA, 435 nt
Organism: Sphenostylis stenocarpa
Lineage: Eukaryota; Viridiplantae; Streptophyta; Magnoliopsida; Fabales; Fabaceae
Source: the annotation of a GenBank genome assembly
AUGUUCCCCUGGAAAACAGUUCAAGCUUCCUUCAUCAGUGACGGUCUCAUAGUCACGAAAAAACCUUUGUCAACCGUCGUCGUCCAUGAUGAUCAAACCCGAGGGCACCACCCUCCACGUGGCCCUUCAACCCUUCUCGCCUCCCUGGGGAUACAUCCUCAGUGCACGUGUGGAGCCACUCUCCAUGCACAUGUCUACAUUGCCGUGGCGGAGGACGGGCUGGAGCAAGGCUCGGAAGGGCCCUUCCAGGAGCGGGAAGAGGAGGAGGUAGGGGCGUGGCUUUUUAGGAUCAUCAUUUGGGUUGUGUGCUCCACGUCGGGGCCAUUGCUUCCUGACCAGUGGGUGCUCCACCUCAGCUUGAACCUGAAUAUGCUCGUAAACCUGAUGCCUCUCACUUUGCCGAUGGGAGUCACGUACCGGAUGCGUGAUUCGUGA